UGGGCGCUCCCGGUUCCGGCGCGGCCGAGGCCCGGGGUGGCGAACAGUCUCCGGCACCAUGUUUGGUUUGUCUGGCCCUCUAGCCCAGCGUGGCCCGUGCCCGUUACCGUGGCUGCUUCUGCUCCUCCUCGGCCCCAGCGGGGUGCUCGCCAUCUCCUUCCACCUGCCCGUUAACUCCCGCAAGUGCCUGCGCGAGGAGAUCCACAAGGACCUGCUGGUGACGGGCUCGUACGAGAUCACGGAGCAGCCUGCGGGCGAGGGCGGCCUGCGAACCCACCUCAAGAUCACAGAUUCUGCUGGCCAUAUUCUGUACUCUAAGGAGGAUGCAACCAAGGGGAAAUUUGCCUUUACCACUGAAGAUUAUGACAUGUUCGAAGUGUGCUUUGAGAGCAAGGGAACAAGGCGGAUACCUGACCAACUCGUGAUCCUCGACAUGAAGCAUGGGGUGGAGGCAAAAAAUUACGAAGAGAUUGCAAAAGUUGAGAAGCUCAAACCUUUAGAAGUGGAGCUACGACGCCUUGAAGACCUUUCAGAAUCAAUCGUCAAUGAUUUUGCCUACAUGAAGAAGCGUGAGGAGGAAAUGCGGGAUACUAAUGAGUCAACCAACACGCGAGUCCUGUACUUCAGCAUCUUUUCCAUGUUCUGCCUCAUUGGACUAGCCACCUGGCAGGUCUUCUACCUGCGUCGCUUCUUCAAGGCCAAGAAGUUGAUUGAGUAAUAAGGUCCAGUCUCCUCCCACUUGUAUCUCAGCCGGCAGAACAUCGCUGGGACGCGCCUGGCCUAAGGCAUCCUACCAACAGCACCAUCAAGGCGCGUCGGAGCUUUCUUGCCAGACCGAUCUCUCUCUCUGUGGGAGGACAUGGGUUCCCACGUACAUCCAACAAGUCAAUGAGGGACCUCUUUAUAUCGGUAGGAUUUGGACUGGUUUUGCAACAAUAAGACUAUUAUUAAAUUCACCUAUAACAGAAAAAAAGGGGGGAGUUACCUAGAUAACGCCAAAGCCAGCAUCUGUUCUGGGUUUCCUUGUAUGAUCUUUUGAACCAUGUUUUCUUUCCUUCUCUACUUGCUCACCAGCUUGGGCUUCUCCUCUGGUUCCUUUACAAAAAUUCGUAUGACCAUUCUGAACUUGUUUCAUUCUGAUUGUCCUCUUUGGAUUUCCCUCCAAAAACACCCUUUCUCUUGACCCGUAGCUGAAAUGUUUAGGUAGCUUCUGGUGGUAUCUUUUCAUAAUUUUAUGUCUCUUAAGAGAAGAUGGAUGUGGGCAUCUCAUAGAAAUGAGCUUUGAACUAUAGGAGAUUCUCAGUUCCAUUUUUAUAGAGAAUUAAAGUAUUUGUGCUCAACUGCUUGAACUUUUUUUCUUGUGUGUCUAUUUUACCACCUGUGUGGAUUCUUGUGCCCACCUCCACAGGAUGCAGAUGCAAAAUGCAGUUCCCUGGGCUACAGCCAUGACUUUCCAACCUCUGGCAACCACUAAUCUGUUCUCAAUCUCCAAUUUGUUAUUUUAAGAAUGUUACAGAAAUGCAGUCAUUUAGUAUGUGACCUCAAAAUUGUUUUUUCACUCAGCGUAUUUCCUUUAAAACUCAUUCAACUUAUUUUAUGCAUCAAUAAUUUAUUCAUUUUUAUUGUUCAGUAGUACUUUAUGGUACGGAUAUACCACAAGUUUUUUUUAACUGUUCAGCCCUUGAAGGAUAUUGGGAUUGUAUUCAGGUUUGGGUCAUUACUGAUAAAGCUGCUCUGAACAUUUGUGUAUAGGUUUUUAUAUGAACAUAAAUUUUUGUGUCUUUGGGAUAAAUGCCCAGGAGAGCAAUUAUGGUAAGCACAUUAGAUUUUGUUAGAAACUGCUCUUAUUUUCCAGAGUGACUCUAUCCACCAAUUAUGAUUGAUUCACUUUCUUCACAUUGUUACCAAUGUUAUGUUAUUUUUUUAGUCAUCUAAUAGCCAUGUGUAAUGAUACCUCAUUGUGGUUUUAAUUUGCAAUUUUCCAGUGGCUAAUGAUGUUGAACAUCUUUCAAUGUGCUUAUUUGCCUGUCAUCUGUGCAUCUUCCUGAGUGAAAUACCUGUUCAUGUCUCUUGCCUAUUUUCAAAUUAGAUUAUUCUUUUUCAUGUUGAGUUUUAAGGGUUCCUUAUAUGUUCUGUAUACAUGCCAUUGUCAGAUAUGUGGUUGCUUGAACUUUUAACAUAACUCCUACCAAGGAAAAUUUACAUUCUUCUUACAUGCCAGUCACUGACUUCAUUCUUUAACAUGGGGAGAUGUGUCUUGCUCACGAAUUCAGAUAUAGGAGGCAUCAAAAAGUAGCACAUCGAGGAGGAUUGUGAAUAUAGCAAAUACUUGAAAAUAAAUGCAGAAUCAAAGCCAAGAAUCAUUGUGGGAAUAUGAGGUGCUUAAAGGCCACAUUAGCAGUGUAGAUAGAGGAUAUGCCUACAAAUGACCACGUCAUUAUGCUUCGUCAGCGAAUACUAUCCCUUAACGUUUUCCCUGCUUCUCCCGGGAAAGCAGGUAGGAGUUUGUCUUUCUUGAAGGGAAGCCUCCCUUUUAGCCCUGCAGUGUUUUACAGGGCUUGUUACAGUGGCGAGAGUUCCAGGAUUUAGGGGCAUGCACCUGAUGGUUAUGUUGGAGUUAGCAGAAAAUCCUGCUGUGCUGUCCCAGAGAGAGUAUAGAGGUGGAAGAGGGAGUGAAUUUUGUCAAAAGUCUCAGGGUGUGUCAUUAGUGUUCCCAGCUACUGUGAGCUCCAAAACCUUUUGAUUCCCUGGAUGAAUUCUUCCUCCCAUGUAGCAUUAAAGAGGUUCUUAUUAAUUUGUGCAACAUCGCCACCUGCUGUAAGGAAUUGGUCGGUGCUGCUGCUCUUGAGGACCUGGUGGCAGAAUGCUCGCCACAAGGGCCUUAGAUGUGGAACACACCUGUCUAGGGUAUUAGAUCUACUAUAUGGCUGGCCGUGCACCCAAAAGGGAAAAGAAGAAAUCGUGCGUUAAGAUCCAUCCUUAGCAUUUAAUAGUAAGUGAAAUUCUGUCCUGUACCAUUAGCCUAAUAAGAUAUUCUUUCAUAUUUCUAACUGGUGCCUUUCCCCUUUUUAGAAGCAAAGAAAACUGCUCAGUUGGUUAUAGUCUUCUGUUCUGAUACAGUUUCGAAAAACAAUACAGGAAUGGAGAACAUUUUAUUUCGCUUAUUUUUUUUUUCUGCAAACAUGACUUGUGAAACUGAAAUGCUUCCAUGCCCUUUCCUUUCAUAUGCCAAAAUUAUCAACAGAGACAUUUGUGCUCUUGGUUUAAAGUUCACUGAAAAGACAUCCUGAUUUCGUCUAGAAGGUCAAUUAUUUGCUUUUCAUUUGAAUUUUGAAAAUGGACUAUUGUAAGAGCAAGUCAGCUUAAGAAAAUGAGAAUGUUACCUGCUCUCCUCUGUUUUUGAGCCUAUUCAGUGUGAUGUGUGCGAUAUAGAUGAGAAUGAGCGUUCAGCAAGCUUGGUUAUGCUGUUGUCAGACCCGUCAUGAGCCAUUGUUUUGUUUCAUGGAAAGAGGCAUGUGGGAUUUAGACAAAUGCACUCGUAAGUGUUGGAUUGGGAUUUUUGUGUAAGUUUUCUCAAAUAAAGGCUAGCAGAAAACA
This is a messenger RNA of Sorex fumeus (smoky shrew), 3597 nucleotides long. It is a transcript of the gene TMED10, whose product is annotated as transmembrane p24 trafficking protein 10. Gene Ontology annotation, cellular component: COPII-coated ER to Golgi transport vesicle; Golgi apparatus; endoplasmic reticulum. The transcript is spliced from 5 exons. Gene Ontology annotation, biological process: endoplasmic reticulum to Golgi vesicle-mediated transport; Golgi organization; intracellular protein transport. The record is from RefSeq and is a predicted model, not a curated record. Bases 59 to 718 code for a protein of 219 amino acids. NCBI's taxonomy places the organism in Eukaryota, Metazoa, Chordata, Mammalia, Eulipotyphla, Soricidae.